AUUUUAGUAAAGCACCCCCCCCCCCCGUUGGCACAUCACAGUUGGCACGGUCCAGUGGGAAGCCUCCGCUCCUACAUCAUAACUGGUGAGAGGUCUCAUCAUGCCUGAGAGAAUGGGGGUGUUUAUGUGCCAGGAAACGCUGUGGGCUGAAGAAGUUGCGGCCAGUUGUGAGGAGAGCAGCUGUUACCUCGCAUCCACACAGAAACCAUGUUUAUUUCCCAGGAACAGCUGCCCUCAUUGGCACGCAGCGAGGUAGCGCUUCCCCCUCGAUCUACCUCACCCACUUUGGGUCGAACUUGAGCAGCUCCGGCCAUGAAGCACAGGGAGAUGCCUCAGGCAGAUAAUAGACCGUCCGGAUCGACAUUGCCAGGCUCUUCCUGCAGUGCGCGUUCCCUCCUUUACCCUCUCUAGGCAAUUCGGCUCAGCGCAGGGCACCACUGCCACUCACUGAAGGACCCUACCGCUGGGAGCUAUUGGCUGCGUCCCCUUGAGCUCCGCUUCUGAUUGGGCUAGCGCGCUGUCGGUAAACAAGCUCCCGCCCCUUGAAAUAGUAGGUUAGUGUUUACCGCGGUGCAGCGCAGGACCCGCGAAGCGCAGAGCCCGUCCCCGGGUGAGCAGAGAGAGCACAGUACCAGCCGCACAAUGGAUAUGAAGAAGAGGAUCCACCUGGAGCUGCGCAACAGGACGCCGGCCGAUGUAAAAGAGCUUGUCCUGGAUAACUGUCGGUCAAAGGAAGGAAAAAUCGAAGGUCUGACGGAUGAAUUUGAAGGACUGGAAUUUCUGAGCACAAUAAAUGUCUGCCUUAACUCAAUUGCCAACUUACCAAAAUUAAACAAACUGAAAAAGCUGGAGUUGAGCGAUAACAACAUCUCGGGUGGACUGGAAGUAUUGGCAGAAAAAUGUCCAAACCUCACACACCUCAACCUAAGUGGGAACAGGAUAAAGGACCUGAGCACAGUAGAACCUCUGAAAAAGCUAGAGCAUCUAAAGAGCUUGGAUCUAUUUAACUGUGAGGUUACCAACCUCAAUGACUAUAGAGAAAAUGUAUUCAAGCUCCUUCCCCAACUCACUUAUCUUGAUGGGUACGACAGAGAUGACAAAGAAGCGCCUGAUUCUGAUGCUGAAGGUUAUGUAGAGGGCUUGGACGAUGACGAGGACGAUGAAGAUGAAGACGAUUAUGAUGAGGAUGCACCGCCAGGCGAAGAAGGUGAAGACGAUGAGGAUGAGGAGGAAGGGGAGGAAGAGGAAGUGAGCGGAGAGGAAGAGGAGGAUGAGGACGCUUCCAAAAAAGGGGAUGAAGAUGAAGCUGAUGAAGAAGCCGAACAUGGGGAAAAGAGAAAGCGAGACCAGGACGAUGACGGGGAAGAUGAUGACUAAUCAAAAACUGUAUGGAAAUGAAAGAAUGGAGGACUGAGACAAAUUUUGAUAAAGAAAAAAAGGAGGACUGAACCCUAAAAUCCUUUCUAAAUUUUUUGUUGUAAUUUGACUGUUUUUACCAUGAAUUUCCCUAUUUUUUGUUUUUUAUUUUCAUUGUAAGGUUCCUUUAAGCUGGACAGAUACUGAAAAUGGAGGAUCGCACCUUGUAUUCCUACUGUUGCUCUUGCAGCUCUUGCAACUUGUUCUUCAGCUUUUCUUUAGCAGAUUCUGUGCAGUGGGACUACUAUCACUAAUGUGUUUGAAUUAGUUUAAUGUCACUGUUUUUUUUAUUUUUGUUAGUAAAAGAAGUCUUAACAUUUUUACUUCACUAGCAGUUGGUUUGCAGCAGGCCCAGUGGCAGCACCAAAAUGAUGGUUCUCCAAAUGAGCAUUUGAAUCUGCCAUGUGUUACCCUGUGGCAUACUACUGCAGAGCCAUUUCCAGUCUAUUCAUUAAACUAAGACUGUAACAAACCAGGCACCUACAUUUCCCAAUAGUUCUGUUCAAGAACAUACAAUGUGCACCCAACACUAACAUUUUGAGAUACAGAAAAUAUCUGUGCUCUCAUUGGUGCUGAGCAAGGAACACUUAACAACUGAUCACAAGUGGGAUACAUAUACAGAUUAAAGGACUGGCUUUUCCAGCAGGGCAUUGUCACAUCUUAGCAAUACUUAAUCUUAAUAUACAUGUUAGUAAAGCCAAUCCAGCAUUCUGCCAUAUUCAUGAUAAUUUGCUCACACGGUGCACUAUUUCUUUAGAAUCUUUGAAGAAAGCACUACAGAAACAUCUACACAUAUUCAACAGAAAAUAUUAAGUGUAUGAAGAAUAUUCCAUCACCAUAUACAAGUUUUACCGAACACUUCUAGAAAACAAAUGUGAAAGUAAGCCAUGCUUAUAAAUAAGGGUUUAUUUUCCCUUUAAAAUGUAUCCUCAAAAAUAUCUGUAAUGCAUUAUAACCUUGUAUGUUUAUGUGAGAGUGUUUUUGUAGAUUCCUGCAGAAGAGACUAUUCUAGUUUUGUUUAGCAGCUGCCUACAAGCAGCAGUGUGUGUUGUUCACUGUAUAAAAACACAGAUUAGCAGAUAACAUCACAUAGCUCGAGGCUUUCCUUGAUUAGCUAGUUCUUAUUAUGCUAGAUGUCUGUUCCCGUGAAUCAAAAGUGUGUAUUAAAGGAAGCUGAGGGGUAACGAUGUAGACAAGGGUUAUCUGGGAUGAUCUGUAUGCCCUGCCUACAAAAUACGUGAUUUUAAGAGAGUUUCCCCUUUAAAGGGGAUGUAAAGUCUUCCUGUUGAGUUAAGAGGUGCUGAUAAAAACCCUAUAAACAAGCACAUUUGCAAUAUAUACUUUGCUUUAUUCUUACUGUUGUGAAGAUAAAGGAACCGGUAAAAGGGAGCCUCAUUCAGCCCUACUUCAGCUCUUCUAGUCACCGGCUUUCGCUAUCUCUCACUGCAGCCAGAGCCAAUCCGAACAGAGAAUGUAUGAGCUAGCUUGCCUGUGAUUGGCUGCUGCUGCACACACGUGCCUGAGCAGUAGGAGAGGGAUUGGGUUACAGCUAGGGUUGCCACCUGGCCGGUAUUUUACCGGCCUAAAAAAAACCCUUAAUUCCUUUAAAAAGACCCCUCGGCCCACCUCCAAUCUCCUGGAAACUUAACUUGUUUGCUGUCUUGAAAUCUCUGUGCCAUGGUCCCGCCCCCCUUUAACAUCAUGGCUGCCCCUUUUGACAUCACACUCCGCCCCUUUUUGUUCCCGCCCCCCCCCAACAACCGGUAAAAAAUUUAGGAAAAGGUGGCAAGCCUAGUUACAGCAGAAAUGAAGCAAGCAGCUGCCUGUGGCUGCAGAAAACAGACUGAUUAUUUCUCCUAGUCAAGUCAAGUUGGGGGACAGUGGUGUAUAGCUGGUACCACUAGGAGGCAGGACACAACAAUAAAAAAGGAAAACAUGUAUAUUAGAAAGUUGCUUGAUUCUAUUAGAAUCCCUUAACUUAAUUGGAAGGCCUUACAUCCCCCUUAAUGGGAGUAGGUGGCCGGAGUCCAUUUUCAGGAUAGAUUCUGAGAACAAGUACAGGUAUAUUAUAAGAUUUGUUAUCAGGAAACUCAUCUAGAAUGCCCUGAAUUACGGCAAGGCCAUCUCCCAUAGUCUCCAUUUUAAUCAAAUAAUUCACAUUUUUAAAAAUGAUUUCCUUUUUCUCAGUAAUAAAAUGGUACCUCGUACUUGAUCCCAACUAAGGUCCCAACUAAGGUGGAAUUAAUCCUUAUUGGAGGCAACACAAUCCAACUGGGUUUAUGUUCAAAUGUUUUUAAUUAGACUUAAGGUAUUGGUGAUCCAAACUAUAAAAAAACCUGGGUUCUGAGCAUUUUGAAUAACAGGUAACAUACCUGAAAUUACAUGAGCAUUUUAUUUUGCCUAUAUUAAUUUAAGCAUCGGGCUUUAGUAACAGAUGAUGUUAAUAAACCAAGUUUUUAUACUCUGUGUAUGAAGUGGCUGGUAACUCAUUAGCACUAAUCAACCGCACAAACAGGAUAGACGUAAUGAUUAUUUUCUAUAGUUGAAGAAAUGGCAUUUAGUAGGAGGGAUAGGCCACUAUGGACCCAUAAAAAUGAAAUGAUUGGGCUAAAAUAAAGUUACCCUUGGUCUCACCUUGCAAUGCCAGGAUACAAAUUCACUACUUUAGAAAUGCAUUGUGUGUUUUGAAUAUAACUUCAGUCACUUCUGAGUAUGGCAUUCGAUUCGAGAUUUGGAUUUGUCACUGUAUUGAGGUUCUUUCCAGUUCACCAAGGCUUCUGUGGUUUUUAUAGAACUUGUUUCUUAUUUAGGAGUGACUCUUUAUGCCCUCUAUAUAAAUUAGCAGAUUAUAAUCGGCUUCCGUUUUGACAGGAGAGCCACACACUGCAGUUUGUCAUUGGUAAAUUUCAAUAAAAACUUUUUUUUGUACAA
This is a messenger RNA of Xenopus laevis (African clawed frog), 4347 nucleotides long. It is a transcript of the gene anp32a.S, whose product is annotated as acidic nuclear phosphoprotein 32 family member A S homeolog. Gene Ontology annotation, cellular component: nucleus. Bases 643 to 1377 code for a protein of 244 amino acids. Lineage: Eukaryota; Metazoa; Chordata; Amphibia; Anura; Pipidae. The record is from RefSeq and is a predicted model, not a curated record. Gene Ontology annotation, biological process: regulation of apoptotic process. Gene Ontology annotation, molecular function: histone binding. The transcript has 7 exons.